AUGCUGGCCGCGCCGCGACUGGCGCCGACGGCAAUCUUCGGCACAAAAAGCCGCAUUGAAAUCACCCUAAAUAAUCUGCCUGGCCGGUCGGCGCGUUCCUGCAAAGUGGCUGCGGCCGCGGACGAACUUGACCGCUGCGACCCGCUGCUGCGUCGCUGCUGCGCACCUGAGAGCCGCCAGCCGGAGCGGAGCCGGAAGCUGAGCCGCUGGACCGCGACGGGGAGCGCGUGUCCCCCUCCCCUAGCGCCCGCGCAACCCCCUCCCGCGGCGGGCCGGGCGCCUUGGAGGGGAGAGACCACGCCCCGCGCAGCUUCCCCCGCCGCCAGAGCGUCCCGCGCCCGGACCGCCGCCAGUGACCGCCCAGCGCCGCGGCGCUGCUCGCAGGACCCCGUGUCGCCACGCCGCGUCUGCACUGUGCGCCUACGCAGACCGACUGCUGUCACCGUCGCCCCUUCUGCCGGCUGGCCGCUUCCGCCGCCCACCGACUGCUUUCCGAGUGACCACUACCGGUGCCAUGGCAGUUUUGAUAAGCGGCGACCGGCGGAACAACACGACACCGGCUUUUAUUUCUGCCGUUUGCAUGUUUGCCAGCCGUACGUGCGAACAAUCAGUGCUAACGAGAUAGCGCGGCGGGCGGAGAGGGCCCCGAGCAAACGCGGCCUGACGGAUGGAGAUUUAUGGCGCGGCGGCGCAGGCGCGAGCGAGGACGGCGAGCCGGAGUGCGGGGGCGCCGCGGACAGCGGCGGCAGCGCCAGCCCGCCGCUGCUGCUGCCGCCCCCGGAGCUGGAGGUGCGCGGCGCGGGGGCGGGCGUCUGGGCGCGCCAGGCGCUGCCGCGCGGAGCGCGCUACGGGCCCUUCCUGGGCAAGUGGCUGCCGCAGCCCGCCGACCACCGCCUCGCCUGGGAGGUGCGCGUGUGCGGCAGUGAGAUUCGCGGUUUCCUUGACGGGACGUUCGAACUCAAUAACUGGCUAAAGUACGUGCGGUGUGCGCGCAACGACCACGCUCCAAACCUUCGGCCCCUGAUAAUUGCUGGGCAGAUCUUCUACGAGACGACGCAAGAGGUGGGCGCGUACGAGGAGCUGGUGCUGGGCCCGCGCGAGCCGCUGCAGCUGGAGGCUCACGCGUCCCAGCAGCCGGCGCACGCCCACGCGCAGGGCCAGCCGCCGGGCGCGCACCACGGCGAGUCCACCACCUCCGACGACCGCAGCGACCGCGAGACCGAGUCGCAGCACUCGGGGACCGUUGAAGAGGAGCGGGACGACGAUGAGGAGGUAGACGCGCGCUGCGCCGUCUGCUCCAAGGAGUUCCCAGACGCCGAACAACUGGACGAGCACCUGCUGUCGGUGCACGCGUUCCCCGCCGACGAGCAGCACAAGUGCGAGGCGUGCCCCGCCGUCUACGGCAGCCGGCAGGCGCUGUCCAGGCACCACGCGCUGCUACACCGCUGCGCCGACCCUCUGAAGCGCUACCCCUGCGAGAACUGCUCCAAGUCUGACGUACCAGAAGUCUUCUCGGACCCGAGCAACCUCCAGCGCCACAUUCGCAGCCAUCACGUGGGGGCGCGCUCGCACGCCUGCCCCGAGUGCGGCAAGACGUUCGCCACCUCGUCCGGCCUCAAGCAGCACACGCACAUACACUCCAGCGUCAAGCCGUUCCAGUGCGAGGUCUGCCUCAAGGCGUACACGCAGUUCUCGAACCUGUGCCGGCACAAGCGCAUGCACGCCGACUGCCGCAUGCAGAUCAAGUGCGCCAAGUGCGGCGACACCUUCAGCACGGUGACGUCGCUGUCCAAGCACAAGCGCUACUGCGACUCGACGCCGGGGCCCGGACCCGGUGUGGUGGCGGGCGGGGGCGGAGGAGGCGGCGGAGGGGGCGGCGCGGCCCGCGGGCUGCUGCCGCCGCUGUCGGCGCUGCCGGCUCCCUUCCUGCUGUACCCGCCACGGCCCUUCUACGCCCCCGCGCUGCUCGAUGCCGCCGCCGCCGCAGCCGCUGCCUACCCUUCACUCUACACCGCGGCGCCGUCUUUCAUGCACAACUCGCUCAUCUUCCCACCGCACCAGCGUAUUGACAGGGCGGAGGAGGACAGCGGGAGCCGGGCGCUGCAGCAGCAGCAGCAGCUGGAGCAGACGCCGCCGCCGGCGCAGACGCGUCUGUGCGCAGAGGUGUCGCCACCCUCCGCAGACGAGGCGGUGUCGCAGCUGCGGCCGUCGCCCGCGAGGCCACCCCUGGCCGCCACGUACCCCGACCCUCGCGGAGCACUGCCGCAGCCGCGGGCGCGCGAGCUGCAGCUGUCGGAGGACGACGACGCCGAUUCCAACAGCGACGGCCGCUCUCCGCACGACCUGCGCCUCGCACUAGCCGCCUCUUCCCCAGUCUCCGAUGCCGCCGCCCCCGACAGCGAAUCCUCCGCCGGCGAACCGAAGCGCAAGCGCUGCGACCAGCCGCUCGACCUCCGGGUGCAGAAGCGUCGCUACAGUGAAGACAGACCUCCCGGCGCUGACUUCCCCGGCGCCGGUACUUCCUUUCCCGAAGACAGAAGGUCACUCUCUUCCAAUGUCUCUACACCGAGUACCGUCAGUCCUUCGACACCGUCACCUCAGCAUCACCACCUCUCGUCGGAUCGGAGCGACGCUUGGAACGCCAAAGAAACGUCGCAGAAGUCGCCCAGAACGCCGACGCCGCUCUUAGCAGAGAAACGUCGUUCGCCGUCGGCGUCUCCGGCGUCGGGUUUCCAGAGGCAGGAAACCCCGCCGCAGCAGCCGGUGGCAGCUGUACGACCACUGUCACCACCGGUGGAGAAUGCCACGGCGCCUGUGUCGUCUUUGGCUGUCACGCCGACGAACCUGACCAAACUGCCGCCUAUGGCGUACCCGCGGCCACUGCACCCUGUGUACCUGGACGCAUUUUACCGCUCUCCUUCAUUCCCGCCCUUUCAGGCCGCCACACACCACGACCGGCUGCUACCACCGCCUCCACCGCCUCCAGCUGCUUUCGGAAGGACCUUCCCACCGUACCUGAACCCUCUCACUAAUGGUAUCGCAAACGGUCACCAUCAUCCCAUGUUGGCUGGGCGGCAUAACCCGUAUGACAUGCUACGUACCCCGCUGCCGGGAUUCGCGAGCGGUGGGAAGCCGUACCAGGACAUUCUAAGUGGAGGUAGUGCUUUAGGCGCCAGUGGCUGUGGAACGGGCCCUCCUGCUGGCAGUGGGCACAACGGAGGCAGCGGCAGCAGCACAGGCGGACCGGGAUCCGCUCCCAAUGGAGCAACCGGCGGCAAGGUUAAGGAUCGCUACAGUUGUAAAUUCUGUGGCAAGGUGUUCCCUCGAUCUGCCAAUCUGACUCGCCACCUACGCACUCAUACGGGAGAACAGCCGUACAAGUGCAAGUACUGCGAGCGCUCCUUCAGCAUCUCGUCCAACCUGCAGCGGCACGUGCGCAACAUCCACAACAAGGAGAAGCCGUUCAAGUGCCCGCUCUGUGAUCGCUGCUUCGGCCAGCAGACCAACCUCGAUCGCCACCUGAAGAAACACGAGGCAGACGAUGGAAGUGGGGUCGUUGCCGUAGCGGACAGCCCAGACAGUAACGAGAACGAGCGUGAGGACGCCUGUUUCGACGAGAUACGCAGUUUCAUGGGCAAAGUGGCAGCCUACUCGUCACCUCUGCCACUGCCGCCACCUCCUCCAUCGUCGAUGGGAGCUGAAGCUCAUAUGGCCCACCUAUACCACAGCUCUAGUGCUCCUCAACCGUCGCCGGCGCUUGGGUUGCAGCACAUCCCCACUCAGCCACAUCUCUUCGGCCAGCCACAACAACAACAGCAACAACAACAAAUAUCAGCUACAGGCCUGCAGGCAGUGGCAGACUUGGUUAUCAAGCGAGAGCGAGACGUCGAUUCGGAACCGGAGGAUCACUGUGCUGGCGAGUCACCACGAACGUCACCUGACACAGGCAGGAACGAAAUGAAUCGUCAGGAACACUUGCAGGUGCCGCCAUUGGAGCUGCAGACGCCCGUUUCUUUCGAAGUAAAAGUAAAGGCGGAAAAGCCAAUAAAAGAAGAAAUUCCUACAAAUAACAACUGUGCCGAGCAUGACAUCAUCGAAGUGUCCACCUGACAGGGACCGGAAUGACAGUGUCCCAUGUGGGAAAUCUGAAAUCUCAUUGUAUAGUUCCUAAAGGACUGCGUGUUCACGAUUCUGUUGUGACUGAUCGAUCGUCUCUGUCUCAUUACUAAAUAGUUGGACGCAGGGGAAUCCAGUCAAGACUGUAAACAACAGUAAAAAAGCAGCAGUUGUUUCUCCAAGUGAGUGGAUAUUAUGUGAAACUAUGGUUCUCUUCACGUGCAAAUAUCAGAAGAACGAAGUAUUUGUGUAUUUUUUAUGUUCAUUUUCGUACUUAGUACUCCACAAUGUGUGAUAAACAGCCAAAGCCAAAAUCUACUAUUUCUUGUGUGAGAAGUUAUUUAGUCACAGUGUAACUGGAAGAGACGCUACGGUUCUAUAACUGAAAUAUUUCUGAGAGACUUUCAGAUGAAUGCAAGUAGCUACUAAAGAAGCUACAAAAACGUUUUGACAUUUCAUUGCUGUUGGUAUACACACUAGUCCAUGUCUGAUGAUAAACAAUUUAUAUCGACUUAAGUUACCAUCAUACGUAUCAGCAUGUCAAGCCAAGUAAAUCUCUCUCUGUACUAAUAUAAGUCUGUAAAGCUUAAUUUGUUAUGAUUUGUCAGUGAUAUUGUAAUAUUUAUAUGAAAUACAAUUUCAGACUCAAUUCACUGUGAGGCUCCAUGCAGUUCUCAUCAGCACAAUAGGUUCUUUUGUCAUUUCACUUCAUUAUCUGGUUAAAAAUAUCCGCUAAGAUACUCAUUUCAAAUCUCCGGCCUAACUGCACUCUGACUUCGACUGGUGUAUAGCACCAGAAGAACUCAACUUCUCAGUGUCUCUGUAUAGUAAUUCUCAGCACAUCUGGGCUCAUAAGGCCUGCACUCUCCAUUUACCUGAAUGUCUCUUCUGUUAGAUCUGCUGCUAUAUUUAUCAGGACUGUACAUAUUACAAUUCAUAUACCUGCCACUGGUGCUCAACAUUUCAACACAACUCUGUUGAACCAUUUUCUGUAUGUUAAAAUACCGUAUAAUUCAAGGAACUUCACAUAUCAAACAUAAGAAUCAGUUCAGUUCAACAUAUCACAAAGCUUCCCUGUAGUAGCCAACACGAAAAAAAAUUGUUUUUAGACCUCACUUAAUGUGAAAGCAGCUGAGAGAUCUAACUGACUGUUUAAUGUGGAACUGCGAUAACAGUGCUGGGCAACAGGCAGCCAUAAGGAAAAGCAACAAUGAAAACAAAUUGUCAAGGUGGUUUUCUUACUUAAUGUCUUUAGUAAACUGGUGUACAAAGUUUUAACGGUAUUAGGAUCUGAUAACGGUAAGCUCCUGUGUCAAAUAUAAGGGCUAUCGUCCGUUUAUUGUGUCUGUUGCCCACCUGAAAGGUGUGUUAGCUUUAAUAACAAUUUUGAUGAAGUGUUUUCAAGUGCAGAUCU
Molecule: messenger RNA, 5530 nt
Organism: Schistocerca cancellata (South American locust)
Lineage: Eukaryota; Metazoa; Arthropoda; Insecta; Orthoptera; Acrididae
Product: transcription factor hamlet-like
Exons: 15
Coding region: 1-4110 (1369 amino acids)
Cellular component (GO): nucleus
Source: RefSeq, a predicted model, not a curated record